GAAAUUCAUCGGGUUCUCAAACAGAGCUGUUCUUUCCAUUUGAAUUAGUCCCUGAUGACAUCAUGGCGACUGCAGCAGCAGAUGAUCUGCAUCCCCUGAGGCGCUGUAGGAGUAUUGAAUGGUUGCCACCUGACAUGUCUGAGUUGAGGGUUGUUCUGCUGGGGAACUCAUGGUCUGAGAGGAGUUCAGUGGGGAACCUCGUACUGGGAGAGACGGUGUUCAACACUGAGGAAGAACCAAACAGCGUUUUGAAAGAAAUGGGACAUAUAAAGGAGAAAGACAUAGUUCUUAUCAACACUCCAGAUCUGCUGCAUCCCACUAUCUCUGCAGACAAACUGACAGAACAUGUGACAGACUGUUUGAGACUCUCUGAUCCUGGACCUCAUGUGUUCCUGUUGGUUCUCCAGCCUGAUGACUUCACUGAGGAAUAUAAACAGAGAUUCUGUAGAGUUCUUAAAUGCUUCAGUGAUCAGUCCUUUGAUCAUUCACUGAUACUGAUAUCAACACCCAGAGAGCAGGGCUCAAGUGUCGAUAAAAAUGAUUUACAAAGUCAACCCUUAAAAGACAUGAUCAGAGAAUGUAGAUACAGAUAUCAAGAGCUGAAAAACCUUGAACUUCCAGAGCUGCUGACCCGUUUGGGUCAAAUUGUGAAAGAGCACAAUGGAGCGCAUGUCAGCUGUGAAGUGUUCAUGGAUGCCCUUGAUGACCUACAAAGAAUACAAAAAAAGGAAACAAGGCCCGGAAUCCUGGAUGCUGUUAUGUCUUCUGGUCUUUUUACCAGGGCUAACAUGGUGACACCUCCUCCCUCAGGGGAAAUCAGAAUUCUGCUGCUGGGGACAGAUGACAAAACAACAAAACUUGGAGACUUUAUCACUGGAAAAGAACAACACAUCUCAAGUGUCCUAAAAAAUAAAUUUAUAGGCAAACAAAUGGUGCAGAGGGGAGAAUGGAGAGGAAAACCUCUAACAGUUGUGAAAACUCCAGAUGUUUUCAGUGUUUCUGUGGAGAAGCUGAGACAAGAGAUGAAGAAGGCUGUGAGUCUCUGUCCUCCUGGACCAAAUGUUGUGCUGCUGUUAGUCAAACCUUCUGAUUUCACUGAAGAGAACAGAAAAACACUGAAGUUCAUCCUGAGUUUCUUCAGUCAAGAUGCUUUUAAACACUCAGUGGUCAUCAGCACACAUGAGGAGGAUAAAACAGUUGUCUCUUUUAGAAGACUCAUUAAAGACUGUGGAGAACGACACUACAGUAUGGCCGACAACAACCGUGAUGUAUUAAUGCAAAAGAUUGAGAAAACUGUGCAUGACAACAGAGGAACCUUUCUCACUGUCAUUGAGGAUUCAGUCGCCCCAAAGUCUGGUCUUAUGAAAACAGCUUUGAGCCUGGUUCUGUGUGGAAGGAGAGGAGCAGGGAAGACUUCAGCAGCUGAGGCCAUUUUAGGUCAGACAGGCCUUCAUUCAGUCUCCAGCUCAUCAGAGUGUGUUAAACAUCAGGGAGAGGUGAGCGGACGUCAGGUUUCCCUGGUGGAGCUUCCUGCCCUGUAUGGAAAACCUCAGGAGGAAGUGAUGAACGAAUCACUCAGGUGUAUCUCUCUCUGUGAUCCUGAGGGCGUCCAUGCCUUCAUCCUGGUUCUACCUGUGGGUCCACUCACUGAUGAAGACAAAGGAGAGUUAGAGACCAUCAAGAACACAUUUGGAAGUCAAUUCAAUGACAUCACUGUGUUGCUGUUCACUGUUGAGUCAGAUCCCUCAGAUCCAGCUGUUGUUGACUUUCUAAAUGAAACCAAGUCCAUCCAGGAGCUUCUUCAGAACUGUGGAGGAAGAUCUUUGGUUCUAAACAUCAAGGAUAAGCAGCAGAUCCCAGAGCUGCUGGACAUGGUGGAAAAGAUGCACGAAGAUAAAUCCAAAUCAUUCAUCUUCACAAUACAAACAUUUGCACAUGCCCAAAUAGAAAAGAUCAUAACUCUACAGGCUGAGCUGAAGAAAACAAAAGACCCAGUCAUCUGUGAUGAGAAGCUGAGUGAAGAGAGUCUCAGGAUUGUGCUGAUAGGGAAGACUGGAUGUGGGAAGAGCUCUUCAGGAAACACCAUUCUAGGAGAGAAGACAUUUGAAGCCAAAUCAUCCCAAAAAUCAAUCACAAAAUGUUGUGAGAAAGCACAAAGUGAUGUGAACAGUCGUCCGGUCACUGUGGUCGACACUCCUGGUCUGUUUGACAAUAGCUUGUCCCAUGAAGAGGUUAAUGAAGAGAUGAUUAAAUGCAUCAGUCUUCUGGCUCCAGGACCACAUGUCUUCCUGUUGGUGUUACGCAUCGGCCGAUUUACACCAGAAGAGAAGGAGACAUUAAAACUCAUCAAGGAAGUCUUUGGGAAGAAUGCUGACAAGUUCACCAUCGUUCUUUUAACUGGAGGAGAUUCAUUAAAGCAUGAUAACAUGUCCAUUGAAGAAUACAUUGAAAAGGAAUGUGAUGAUUCCUUUAAGAAACUGAUUGCUGACUGCGGAGGAAGAUACCACAUGUUUGAUAACCACGAUGACAAAAACAAAACUCAAGUCAGUGAGCUAAUAACAAAGAUUGAAGAAAUGGUGAGAACUAAUGGAGGCAGCUGCUACACCAAUGAGGUGCUGCAAGAAGCUGAAGCCGCUAUAAAGAAAGAAACGGAGAGACUCUUGCAGGAGAAGGAAGAAGAGAUGUGGAGAGAGAUGGAGGAGCUUCAAAUGAAACACGAGGAAGAAAUGAAAGAAAAAGAAAAAAGAAUGGAAGAACAGAGGACAGAAAUUGAAAAGGAAAGAAAACAGAGAGAAAAACGACUAAAAGAAAAGCAGGAGCUGAUCAACAAGGAUCGUAAGGAGAGAAAGAAAGGAGAGCAAAAGAGAGAAGAAGAAAACAGGAAAAGAAAGCGAGAAGAAGAAAUUAAGAAACAGGAAUGGGAACAGAAACUCUCAGCUUUGGAGAAACAGAUAAAAUCAGAAUCAGAAUCAAAGGAAACCAUUGACAAAAAGCUGGAGGAGACUAGAGAAGAGAUGAGAAAGAAACAAGAGACUUGGGAGAAAGAAAGAAAAGAAUGGUGGACAAAACGGACACAAGAGGAUGAACAGAGACAACAGGAGGAACGAGCAAAACUUGAAAAGCUCAAAGAUGAAUUCGAGAAAGAAAGAGAGAAUAAUGAAAAGAAAAGAAAGGAAGAGGACAAAUACAGAAGAGAACAGGAGGAGAAGGAGAGAGGAGAAUUGGAGGAAAACUACAAGAAACAAAUGAAGGAAAUGAAGGAUAAGUAUGAAGUGGAGGCCAGAAAACAAGCUGAAGAACUCAAUGAUUUCAGACAGAAAUACAUGAAGGACUUCAAUGUACUGGUAGAGAAACACAUGGAGGAAAUAUGUGAGUUGAAGCAAAGACAAGAAAGACAACUGCAUGAGGCAGAAGAGAGACGUGACAAAGAUUACAAGCUUUUACAAAACCUCUCAAAAAGCAAAGAAAAACAUCUGAAAGAAGAAAGAGAGGAAUUGAAGAAAAAGCACGAACAAGAAAUAAAUGAAAUGAAACAAAAAUACGAAAGCAAAUGUAUCAUCCUCUGAUGGUUCCAUCAACUCUGGCUUAUGACAUUAGCUGAUUGAACACCGUCCGUUUUAGUUUUGUGUCUAGCUGGACCAGUGUCCAAGAACGCCACAAAGACAAUUCCAAUAGUAACUUAAUUCUUGCUAAGAUUCAUGGAUGUGAUGUCAUGUAAAACAAACACAUGAUACCUGUGCCCUAAUGAAAAGGAUAAGUGCUCAACCAAACACUAGGACCAUGACGUCCUUCGAGGAAAAUGUUUAAAUGCAGACGUUGCUGACGCUGUGUUCUGGCCAGGAGAAAUCCGCCCUGUGUAUACAGUAAAACAGGCCUGUUCCUGCUAAGAAGUGAUUCCUGUUUGACUUCUCAAUUCAGUUUAGAUGUAAAUCGAACACAAGGUCGCCAUUGCUCCAAAUAUUGUUUGUACAAUUUUAGUAAUUUCAGGUUUUAUGAUCUUUGUAUUUUUAAAAAAAAAUUGUCUUUUAUUGUAAAAUAUGUUUUUUCGUUUCCUAUAUUUGGUUAUACAUUUAUUUAAAAAAUGAACAUCAAGGAUUUUAAGGAAAUAUUUUGGUAAUUUUUUCAAGUUUACUUAUUUUUGUAGAAAUGUUCUGAGGUAAAACUUAUUUUGUUUUUCUUUUUUCUAUGUCUGUGAUAAUAAAAAAUAUCUUAACAAGAGAA
Messenger RNA from Labrus mixtus (cuckoo wrasse), 4221 nucleotides. Its product is annotated as golgin subfamily A member 4-like. The coding region runs from base 63 to 3566 and encodes 1167 amino acids. The transcript has 7 exons. The record is from RefSeq and is a predicted model, not a curated record. NCBI's taxonomy places the organism in Eukaryota, Metazoa, Chordata, Actinopteri, Labriformes, Labridae. Gene Ontology annotation, molecular function: GTP binding.